ACGCUCUCUCCUGCCCUCCCCCGAAGCAAUCAUCAAGAUGAACGCUGCUACCGCUUUCCGCGCCAGAAUGGCCGCCAACCUCGUUGCCCGCCGUGGCUUCUCGACCACCCGCGCCCAGCUUGGGAGCCCUUACCACUACGCCGAGGGCCCUCGCACUAACAUUCCUUUCAACCCGCUGACCAAGCGCUUCUUCUGGAGAUACUGGGCUUUCAUGGUGACCGGGUUCGGUGCUCCCUUCGGCAUUGCCGUCUGGCAAACCUACAAGACUCGCUAAAUCCUACUGUUGUGGCCGGUGUGGAAGGAUGUAUGGGAGUCGGACCUGCUCUCACAGCGGGGGA
Molecule: messenger RNA, 338 nt
Organism: Penicilliopsis zonata CBS 506.65
Lineage: Eukaryota; Fungi; Ascomycota; Eurotiomycetes; Eurotiales; Aspergillaceae
Exons: 4
Coding region: 38-274 (78 amino acids)
Biological process (GO): mitochondrial electron transport, cytochrome c to oxygen
Source: RefSeq, a predicted model, not a curated record